Molecule: messenger RNA, 6328 nt
Organism: Elaeis guineensis (African oil palm)
Lineage: Eukaryota; Viridiplantae; Streptophyta; Magnoliopsida; Arecales; Arecaceae
Source: RefSeq, a predicted model, not a curated record
ACCUUUGCCCUCCUCCUCCGCCGUGGAUUCCAAGAAACUCCCAAGAACUAUCCGUCUCCUCUCUCUCUCUCUCUCUCUGUGAUCCCUUCCAGCACGGCGCACGCUAAUCUCUCUGCCUACGCCCCCGCAAGCGCACGAUAGCGUCGCUCCCGGCCUUUUAUUGCCUUCUUAUCCCCUUGGUCUUCCCAAAGGCCUCGUUACCCUUACACGGGCCGGCGGGCAAGCUCGAAACCCUGAUUCCCUCGCCGGCGGUGUCCUGGAACCUUAUAGGAGGGUCAUCCGAUCGGAGCCGGUCUCGCCCCGGGAAGGUGGAUGAAUAACUGCCGCGGACGGCCGCUGAAGGAGCUGUAUGAUGCCACGAGGAAGCUCUCAGAACCGGAGAUCACUCCAGUAUUGCAAGGGACAUAUCGCAUCCAAGGACCUAUUGACGAGGCUAACUAUGAUCUACAGAGGACAGAUUCGGGUGAUUCUCCAGUUGAAGAAAGACACUUACUUGUGAAUGAAAAACUUCACGUCAGAGCAGAACCUGGUACGUGCAACAUAUGUUCUGCUCCUUGCACAUCUUGUCUGCACUUAAAGCGAACUGUGCUGAUCAUGGAAACAAAAAUUGAGGAUGAUCUUUCACAUGACACUUCUCGGAGAGCAGAAGAUAAUGGUUGUUCUGUUAUUGGUGACAAAGGGUCGAAUUAUGAGAGCAGAGAAUGUGAUGACCAGCAGCAUGAAUCUAGCGAAACUACUAAUUUUCUAAGCUCUACUUCAAGUCAUGGUUCAUGCUUUGAAAAUUUUGAAAGUAAAGCAAGAUUCAGAAUCUUAAUGAUGGAUGAUGGAUCGGAAGAUGUUAAAACACCCCAUAAGGAAUCUUCAGAUGAAACAGUUAAGUUUCCCUUGCAGCAAACCACUGUUUCUGCUGAUAGUGCCCUUCCCGUUCACAGCCAGACAACAUGUGAUCUGCACCAUAAAACACUCUCAGAUAUCGUUGAUGAGCAACAUGUGUUAGAAUGCCAUGGGGAUGGCAUUUCAUGUAUUACUGGUACUAAGAAUACCAGCACUGCAGUCCAUGCUCCUCAUAUGGACUCAGACAAUAAAAAUGCAACAUCCAGUAUUCCAUCAACUGGUAAUUUACUUGACAGAAAAGCUGAAAAGCCAGUCCGAAAUGAAGCUUGCCAUGACUGUCGUCUUGAUGACAUAAAAGAGGGUCAGAAUGAAUUUCAAAGGCCAAGCACAUUGCUUGAAGAAUCUUUCCAGAAGAAUAGUGGUUCUAGUUCUGCAAAAGUUGGCUCUCCCCCCAUGUAUGGACAUUCAGAGUUCCAUCCAUCAAAAAGUGAUCAUUCUUCCCAUCAUAAUUCUAUUUCUGAGGAAAGAAAUGUAUGCUCUCAACUUCCAGCAGUUGAAAUUCCAAAAUGCUUUAUAGGCAAAGAGGAAUCUUCACUAGCAGGAGAAUUAGUGGCUGGCAGUGUUGAUGGGCGAGAAUAUACUGCACUUGCAAACAGUGAAAUUAAUAAAGCAAGCUGCACAACAGGUGAAUCUGCUUCAAUUUCUCUAGAGGACACUGAUGCAUGCAUGGGAACUAAAAUUGGAAUGGGCAGUAGGAUCUCAUCUGAUGAUGCUAAGAAGGCCGGCUUCAUGAAAGAGCCAUCUGAAAAGUCCAAUUUGUUGUUAGAGACAGCAGAUACACAGGUAUCUGAGAUCCAACCUCCGACAACCUCUGACAAUGAAAUUGAGGAUGAUGUAAAAGUCUGUGACAUCUGUGGAGAUGCAGGUCAGGAAGAGUUACUUGCUAUUUGCAGUAGAUGUAGCGAUGGUGCAGAGCACAUUUACUGUAUGCAAAUGAUGUUGGAUAAACUUCCCGAAGGUGAUUGGUUAUGUGAAGAAUGCCAGCUUAAGGAAGACACUGAAAAUCAGAGGGCGGAUAAAUCUCAAGCAGCAAGUGAAAUGUUAGAAGUACCUUUUUUGAAUGAGAAAGAUCAGAGUUCUGGAAGCAUGUUUAACCCUAAAGUUUUGCCUAAUUUGGAGACCAAGGAAAUAAAUUCAGAUGUUAAAGGGGCUAAAGGGCUCCAAAGUUCUCAAAUCUCAAGUAAGAGGUGCACAGAGAAUAUAGUGGUAACUUCAGUGACCAGCAACAAGGUUUCUGAGGCAGGUGGUGGGUCAAUAGGGAUAACAAGUCCUAGGAAAAAUACUCUGUUAUCACGUGAGAGUUCAUUCAAUAACAUGGAUGUUGGAAAAGUAAAGCCAGCUAAUCUGUUGCCAUCAUGUGGAGGUCAGUCAGGGAGUGUCUCUCAGCCCAUGGCCUACUCACAAGCUUCUUCUGGUUCUAAUUCAUCCAAGAUUCAAGCGCAGUUUGAAUCAACAAGAGGAAUAUUGUCAAAGUCGGUGUCUUCCAAAAGCUUAAAAAUGCCAAAAGUCAAACAGUUGAUUGAAAGUGUUCCUAUUAGACAAAAAGUGACCAGUCUCAGAGACUCAAGAAAGGAGGGGUUGGUUAAAACAAUUAGAAAAUCUGCAUCUUUUAGGAACACGAGCUCAGGCUGCAGUGCUGAGUCAGCAAAUAAAACCCAGUCCCUUGAUCCACUCAGGGCAGAGGAUCCACGAGGAGUGAAACAGUUAAAAGAAAUAAAUGUAGUAAAUAGGAAAAAUUCUUCUAUAUCAGAUUGCCCUUCCAUUAGUCCUUCGCUGUCAGCUAGCACCAGCACUCCUUUUCCGAAGGUGGAUAUGAAGUGUAAACAGCAUGACAGGAAGUCGAACAAAAUUCCUGAUUCAAGCAAUGUUGGCACUGAUAGAGGAUCAAAUAAUGCAAACAAUCUAGGAUGUAAAGAAGUGAAGAAGCAGUCAUCAUUUUCAUCAAGAACUUCUGGAAGCACUCCUGCAAAUGGAUUACAAAAGUCUGAGGAUCCAAAGCCUUGCCAACCUGUCUCAAAGGAAAAUGGCUGUGCAAGUUUUGCUGCUGCUGCUAGAUCAUGCUGUAACCCAGACUCGACUCAACGAUGCAGUACACCUCAGGCUGCAGAAUCCACACAUCAAGAUGAUAAAACAAAGGACCAUACCUUUUCCAGCAGCUCAAGGCAAGCAGCUUCAGGUGGCAGUCGGAUAUUACAUUGUCAAACGUGCAAUGAAACAGGUCAUAUGACACAAUUCUGCGCAGUUGAUAAACCUCGCAUCUCUGCUGUUAAGCCUUCAGCUGAGCAAAAUUUAAGGGAGGGGAGUAACAAAAACAGUAAGUGGAAUGAUGUGGUGGAAGUGACAAAUUCAAAGCCUAGACCAUUAAAAAGUAUUAGAUCACCACAUCGGUCUGAGGAAAUUUCAACAUCCGGUGCUGAUCAGAAUUCUGACGUAACUUCUAAAGAUUUGCCAUCAGGUUCUUUAAGUUGUCCAAGAAAUCUACCUUCCAUGGAAGGAACAGCUAAUGGCAAAGAAAUCUUGAGAAGCUGUGCUGAUUUUGGCAAAGCAGCAGUUGCCAUUAAUGUGAAGCAUAAGACCUCUUACCAAGAGGAAACUGUAUGCGUCUCAAAAGAUGGCAAUAUAAAUACAGUUCUUAACACUUCAGUUAAGUUGAAUGUGAAGCCUCACAUGCAGAUCUUGCCUGGUCAAGCUUUCGUUCUUGCACAUCCAUUAAAAGCCUCAAUAAUUCCAAAGCUUGAAUUCAUUUGGCAAGGUGGUUUUAACGUGCUGAGAACCACGGGAUGUUCUGAGCUCUGUGAAGGUCUUCAGGCUCACCCAUCAACUAGUGUGUCGCCAAAAGCACUUGAAGCAGCAAUUCAGUUUCCUUGCAUAAUCCAACUGGAGGAAGUUGUUCGCCAUAGCACAUGGCCUGCACAGUUUCAGGAGAACAGUCCUAAAGAAGAUAAUAUUGCUCUUUUUUUCUUUGCCAAAGACAUUGAGAGUUACAAGAAUAAUUACAGCAAGCUGUUGGAAAAUAUGCUUAAGAAUGAUUUGGCCCUAAGAGGGAACAUGGAUGGAGCUGAACUUCUUAUAUUUCCAUCAAAUCUUUUACCUCAGAACUCUCAGCGAUGGAACAACUUUCUUUUCCUUUGGAGUGUGUUCAGAGAAAGGAAGGAAAAAUGCUUAGAUGACAUGCCUGCCUUGCAGGGGAAGUUCAAUAGGCCCAAUUUGAACAUGGAGCCUUUGGAUCAAGAUUUGCCUGCCCCAAUUAUUUCAGGAGUUUCAGGCUCCUCUGAAAUAAGUUCUCAAGAGAACUCAAAUAAGGAAUUAUCCAGGUCUGAAAGAUCACCGAGGAGAAAAAAGGUCAAUUUGACUAGCAGUGUAGACUUUCGAGAUAAUUCAUCUUCAGGAAAUAAGGAUAAGACUUGUAGUGCACAAGAAUAUUCUGUUGUAAAUCCCUUGCAUCGGGAAGCAGUUGAUAAUAAAAUGCCACUAAAGCAGGCUUCAUGUUCACUUCUUCUAAGCAGCUCAGGAAAAAGCACAUAUAGUACUUGUCUUGAAUCAAAUCUUUGGAUUAACUCUGAGCAAUCAAACCUAGGUGUUAAGGAUGAUGUCACCUGGCUGAAUAAUUUCAGUAACAAUUCAAAUGGCAGAGAAGGUGCUGAGCAUUUACAUCAUGCAAGUAGUAUACAGAUUAGCCAUAGUGAAGAUGGAGUCUCCGCUGCAUACUCACUUUCCUCAUACUAUCGACAAGAAGCAGGUACUGAAAUCAAAGAGAAAGACAGCUUUAUGAAUAAUGAAUCUGCUUUGAAUAAUGACACACAGGAGGAUGUGGUAGAGAUAGGCUCAAGGCCUAACAGAAAGCAAAUGCGAUCAAGCACCAUGGAAAAACUGUCACAUAUUUCUGGUGAAACAAUUCCGUGGAAAGAAGAGGCGAACUGUUCUCUUAGUGAUGAAAAAGAACACAAGAAGAAGAGGAAGCUCAACAAUGGAGGAGUUGUUGUUUGUUCUAGAGAAGAAAUUUUGAGCACUAAAUUGUCAUCAAAAGUAUAUCCACUGUCAUCUAGCUUCAUGAAUGAUAGCAUCCUCGAUGAAACAAUUCAUGAGAGCUCAGGAAGUGUUGAAAGGAACUUCUUUGCAGUGGAUUCAGGUCCCAUAAGGGGUAAAAAGGAUGAAAACUUCAUAUGGCUUUCUUCAGAUGAUGAAGAUUCACCAGAAUCCAAUGCACCAGAUCUUAAACUAGCUUUGGGAGGGAAAAAGAGAUCACUGGAACAGGAUAUUUUGCCCUUGUUUCCUUCAAAGUUCAGUGUAAAGAGUAGCAAAGAUAAGCCGCCUGCUCCUGUAGUGGAUGAUGGAGAUGAUGUCUCCACAUCACUUUCUCUGUCACUAGCUUUCCCUACCUUGGAAAAAGAACAUACAGACAAAUCUGUUUCUAAACAGAGCAGCUGAGGCCUGUCAAGCCUAGUGUUAACAUAUCCUUUUUCCUCUUUGGUAGCUUUGCUGACACUUGAAUCAGUCGGGAGUAUGCUAGGACUGUAAGUUUUAAACAACUGGUCUGAUCAUUGAGGAUCAUCAACGGCAAUGUCAGAGCCCUUGUCCGUGUUCAUUAUCCAUGCAAAAUCCAUUUCAUUCUUCCACUUUAUUUUUUCAUUUCUCGCCUCAUAGUGCAGAGUCACAGUUGUUUGUACAAAAAAGAAGGUAGGCUGCAAUCUUAGCGCCUUGUGGAGCUCUCAGGAUAUGUAUUUUGUAAGUCAUCAUGAUUACAUUCUUUGCCUUGUUAUGUCCAUUUUGUGAAAAUACAUGGGGCAUGUUUGGCAGAUGCUGUCUUGAUGUGGAUGGACACUAGGAUAUACCAGCAACUUAGAUGAUAAAGAGGCAUGCUAUAAGCAGCAAUUUUCUCUCUUUGUGCAACACUGAUCGGCAAGUUGGAUAUAUUGAAGCACUUGCUUGCUGAAUGGGGGUUGGUUCCCAAGCUGCAGCUACUGUUCCUCCCUCGUAUGCUGAAUGAUGUUGUUUGCUGGAAGCUCGGGUUAUAAGAAAUUCAUCAUGAACCCCUGUUUGCAGCAAUUCUCUGUUUGGAAUGAACAUUCCAAAGAGAAGUCUGAUUGGUCGUGGGGUGUACCAUGGACUCCAGCAUGGGUUACACAAAGCAUCAUAUCAUCAUGCCAGCCUGACAUGUCAGCAUGGAUCCUUGGACAUCAAUUCCAAUAAACCAAGAGAUGCCUCUUCAGAUUGAAGUAUCAGAGAUAAUUAUUCUGUUUAAGAUCUAGUUGCUAAGCAGGCUAAAUAUGUUGGUAAGUGAAGGUACAGGAUGUCGGACUCUUUAUCCACUUACUGAAAGUACUGGUACCUUGACAUUGUAAAGGCAUAUAUCACUGGUUUUGACAGUAAAAAAUGAGCACAAAUUAUGUUUGGAGACUCGGUAUCAUGAAUUCAAAAAAAUUUACUAAUUUAA